CUUGUGGUCAACACAAUUCUGCAACGCAUUCGCGGGCGCCAAACUCCAGCAACCGGAGUAGGAGACACAUGACAGGCCUACCAGCUAAGCCCUGCGACUAGAGGAGCUGGAAUCAUGUUCGUCGCUCGCAGCAUCGCCGCUGACCAUAAAGAUCUCAUCCACGAUGUCUCGUACGAUUUUCACGGCCGCAGAAUGGCGACUUGUUCCAGCGACCAAAGCGUCAAGGUGUGGGAUAAAAGUGAGAAUGGAGAGUGGCAGUGCACAGCCAGCUGGAAGACCCACAGUGGAUCGGUGUGGAGAGUGACCUGGGCUCACCCGGAGUUUGGCCAAGUCCUGGCCUCCUGCUCGUUUGACCGAACAGCCGCCGUCUGGGAGGAGAUCGUCGGGGAGUCCAACGACAAGCAGCGGGGCCUGAGCCACUGGAUCAAGAGAACCACGCUGGUGGACAGCAGAACGUCGGUGACGGACGUGAAGUUUGCGCCUAAACACAUGGGUCUGAUGCUGGCCACCUGCUCUGCAGACGGCGUGGUGAGGAUCUACGAGGCUCCGGACGUGAUGAACCUGAGCCAGUGGUCUCUGCAGCACGAGAUCUCCUGCAAGCUCAGCUGCAGCUGCAUAUCAUGGAAUCCCUCGAGUUCUCGAGCCCACGCCCCUAUGUUCGCCGUGGGCAGCGAUGACAGCAACGUGGCGUACGGUGGGAAGGUUCAGAUCUACGAAUACAACGAAAACACGCGGAAGUACAGUAAAGCAGAAACGCUGAUGACGGUCACCGACGCCGUCCACGACAUCGCCUUCGCCCCCAACCUGGGCAGAUCGUUCCAUGUGCUCGCCAUCGCCACCAAAGACGUCCGGAUAUUUAAGCUCGUCCCUUUGAGGAAGGAGAGCACGGCUACCGGACCCACUAAGUUUGAGGUCCAGAUCGUGGCUCAGUUCGACAACCAUAACUCCCAGGUGUGGCGUGUGAGCUGGAACAUCACCAGCACCCUGCUGGCCUCGUCUGGGGACGAUGGCUGCGUACGUCUGUGGAAAGCUAACUACAUGGAGAACUGGAAGUGCACGGGCAUCCUGAAGGGAGACGGCAGCCCUCUGACAGGCUCGUCCGGUCAGCCCACAGCCAUGAGCACGGUGGUGGGCUCCUCCGUUCAGAACUCCCAGAACAUCCUGAACGGGAUGUCGGCAGGAAGGAUUGCCAAACGAGCCCCCUUUGCUCCUCCCCUGCGACAGCUGACCUCUCCAAAGAUAAACCAGAGUCCUACGUAUUACUGAUAACUCUCGAACAAGACCAGCCAUUUGCCUGAAAUGCAACACUGCCUCGCCGUGUACUCGUUCUUCUGGCAUGAAAACUGCACGCAUGUAAUCCAGACUUUGUUUUUGUGACACGCGGCCGAGUUUCAUUCCUUAGAUUUCUUCACACCCGUCUUGAAAGAAUAAAGCAAAUUUUGCCAUUUCUAAAAUUUAAUCUCUGCAGCCUCCUUUACAUCCUUCUCCUCUUAUAUUCUAUUUGUUGUUUUGUUUUUUUUUCUUCUGUUUGUUUGUCUCCUUCCUUUUCCAUCACUCUCCUCGUUGCUUCAGGUAUUUCUUCCCCCCUCUGGAUCCUCCCAGGGGGGGGACCAGGCAUGGUCACCUGCUGCCUCCGUCGUCCCUCAUAGAGCACUGUGAUACUG
Xiphophorus maculatus (southern platyfish) is the source of this 1664-nucleotide messenger RNA. RefSeq names its product SEH1 like nucleoporin (gene seh1l). The coding region runs from base 115 to 1266 and encodes 383 amino acids. Gene Ontology annotation, cellular component: nuclear pore outer ring; Seh1-associated complex. Lineage: Eukaryota; Metazoa; Chordata; Actinopteri; Cyprinodontiformes; Poeciliidae. Gene Ontology annotation, molecular function: protein binding; structural molecule activity. Gene Ontology annotation, biological process: positive regulation of TORC1 signaling; cellular response to amino acid starvation. The record is from RefSeq and is a predicted model, not a curated record. The transcript has 9 exons.